Molecule: messenger RNA, 2952 nt
Organism: Paramuricea clavata
Lineage: Eukaryota; Metazoa; Cnidaria; Anthozoa; Malacalcyonacea; Plexauridae
Source: the annotation of a GenBank genome assembly
CUAGCUUUCUUUAGUGUAUAUAUCCUGUUACCGAUAUUUGAGCGAGAGUCGGACAAUAGCAUUUGAGAGACGAAACAUUUUUUCAGUAUAGUCAGGCACAAUUUGCAGUGUGUGUGGUUUAAUUCUGCUUUGAGCCUUUCUGUGGCGACUUUUUGCGCGAAAGGUUUUAAUUUUGGUGAUUUGUAAUCGAUUAUUUCACAAAAGGUAGGUUUAGACUUGACUAAAUUGAUUUGAUAGAAAGUACUUAAAUGAUUUGAAAGAUCAUAUAAUUAUGCUUGUUGUAAGACUGCCUAUAAGUGGUCUUUAAUUUUUUCUACUCUUGACUUGAGUGAUAGAACUGAUUCAAUUGUCAUAAUUAUCUCAUGUUAAACAUGAGUGUCCUAAACUAUAUUUUAUACAAUAAGCUGCCAUGAUAUUUUUCAGGUAGUCCAAACAUAAACCACGACAGUUUAUUGUAGAAUACUACAUAUAGACUGGACCACCACAUUUGAGAUAUCUUUUUCAGGUAGUUCAGACACAAACCACGACAGCUUACUGUAGAAUACUACCUACACUAGACCACCACAUUUGAGAUAUCUUUUUCAGGUAUAGUUCAGACACAAAUCACGACAGCUUAUUGUAGAAUACUACCUUACACUGGACCACCACAUUUGAGAUAUCUUUUUCAGGUAUAGUUCAGAGUUCAGACACAAAUCACGACAGCUUAUUGUAGAAUGCUACCCACACUGUACUACACCGGCGCAUCAAUAAACCGUUAGAUUUAAUUUAAGCUUUUUAUUCACCCUUCAUUGUUUUUUAGGCACAAUGGCUACAGCUUCAGGUAAGACCUUAAGAUUAAAACACAUGGAAUGUUACAACUUUGGAGAACAGUAAACUAUUUUACUUAUCAAUACGAAAAAACUCUUAAGUUCUCUCAACUCUCAUGUAUGCUCUGGUCAAAGAGAAUUAGAAUUGAUGAGAGUUGAGAAGCGAGAGUUUGCAUGAGAGUUUUCUCAACACUCAUAUGCCUCGGUCAAAACGAUAACAAGACUGAGUUACACACAAGACUGAGUUACAUAAGUUGUUAUACAAGUCUGCGAACAAGCAGUCGACAAAUUGUGUUCGCACUGCUUGUUCCCAGUUGUUGUAACAAUUAAGUCUGGAACAAACUGUUAACAACUUGUAACAAGCUUGAUGGCAUUAUCAGACUUGUUACAAGGUUGUUCCAACAAGUCUGAUACAGUCAUGAUAUAACAAGAAUGUUAGAGGGUUGAUGACACAAGGUUGUAACAAUAUUGUUAUAUCAUGACUGUAUCGGACUUGUUGGAACAACCUUGCGACAAUUAGUCUGAUAAUAUCAACAAGAUUGUUACAAGUUGUUAACAGGUUCCAAACUUAUGUACAACUUGGGGCAAGCAAUGUGAACACAACUUGUUGAUGGCUUGUUGGCAGACUUGCUACAAGAUGUGAGAUUCUUGCGUGCUUUAAAUAGUACAUGAGAAUUGAUGAGAGUUUAGUGGAUAAUACGGCGCGAUAGCGAAAACGCUCAUCAACUCGGCAUCAAAAUUUGAACAUCUCUUCCCGUUUGACCGAGGCUUUAGUGAAACCCAUUCAUUUUAAUUUUGCUAGACACACAAGAAGCGAUCUUGAUUCUCAUCGCCAUUACGUUGGGUAUCCUUGUCUUCAGUAUGCUAUUAUUCAUUAUCUACAUCUGUAUAUUUCAACAACAGUAAGUAUUCCUAGACUGUUACUUCGUAUGUUAGAGACUGUUACAUUAUGCACUAUGCAGUUACAGUAGACAUACUAAGGGAGGACCAUUAGAAAAGUGAUGGGGGGGGGGGGACAUUUCCAACCUGUACGAUUUUUUCAAAAUUUUUUGCUUGUGUCGAUAAUUUUUUUUUUUUAAAAAAGUGUUGGAGAGCGGGGGAGGGGGGUUAACAUUUUCUCAGGACACUAAAAAAAGGGUCAAAAAAGUUUUCCGUACUAACAUCAAUUAAGGAACAAAAAAAUUUCCCCUCACUAAUUCUUGUUAAAACAUGCUUAAAGCCUUUUUUCCCACCAAUAUCUUCAAUAUUUAGGUUUAGAAACUAUUUCUCUCGCACCAUUAUUAUAUCAAAAAACGUUUUAUUUUCCAAAUUUGGGGGCCACCCUUACACAACUUAUAAUUUUCCCUAUUGAAAAGUUUCUGCACGAAUUUUUUUAACUAACUUUUUUCGUGCUCGAAUUUUUUUUUUCUGUUUCCCCUGCUCGAUUUUUAUUUUUGCUUUUGCCCCCCCCCCCCCCCCCCCCAUCACUUUUCUAAUGGUCCGCCGCUAAAGGACCGUUUACACCUGCAAAUGUAAACAAGUGAAUGAGUUAAGGAUAUUCGGAUGACGACUGACGAUGAUAAAUAUACUCAGAACAUUUUAGAGACAGUUCAAAGACUUGUACUGGUGAUAAUAUUAAAAUUUUGCAACACGAGUUUUUUCAAUUACUGAUAGCCUUUUCCCAAAGCCAGGAAAGUGUAACUUUCCGUGUCAUACUUGGGGCAUUCUAGGAAGGAAUGUAAUAUAUCCUCUAUACAGUAAAAAACCUCAUCUUGAUCAAUAUUUCAGUACAGAGAAACAUUGCGGAUAUGAUGUCACUGGAUGAACAGCAAAUUAGUUUACUUUGACAGUGAAAAAGUUGACCAGGAUGAUGUUUUUAGAUGAUUUAUAAAGCGAUAUCAUCGCAUUCUUCUUAGGAUGACCCAAAUAUACAAAAUUCAUUGAUUGAGCACACCAGUAUGAAUAAAGCACGAUAAGUUUUCACUUCAAAUUUUAAAGCAUAUAUUAAUUUCUUCAAUUUAGGAUCAAGAAAAUCAAGAACAAACUAUAUUCACCAAACGUGAUCGCAACAAGAAAAUAAUACCAACUCAUGGACUACUCCAGUUGCAUGAUACUGUAAAUUACGUUUAGAUAUUAGAUAUACUUGUAAAAAAUUUUUUAAUAAAUG